Molecule: messenger RNA, 2670 nt
Organism: Bubalus bubalis (water buffalo)
Lineage: Eukaryota; Metazoa; Chordata; Mammalia; Artiodactyla; Bovidae
Gene: TPPP2
Product: tubulin polymerization promoting protein family member 2
Exons: 7
Coding region: 1551-2225 (224 amino acids)
Biological process (GO): microtubule bundle formation; microtubule polymerization; positive regulation of protein polymerization
Cellular component (GO): microtubule
Molecular function (GO): tubulin binding
Source: RefSeq, a predicted model, not a curated record
GUUAACUCUGUGGAAGUGGGGUGGGGGUUUGGGGAGGACGCAGUGUCCCGGGCUGGGACCCAGGAGACCCUGUGGCUUCAGUGCUAACCCCUUCUGUUCUGGCACAGAGAAGGAGGCCGGCUCGGCCCAGCCCAGGCAAUGGUUUCUCAGGGGCAGCGGCGUCUCUCAGGGCCUGGGUGGGUGUGACGGCCUGGAUCCCUCACACUCUGCUCUCUCCUCACCUAUAUGCACCCUCCCUGUGCCCCUCGGGGAAAAGUCACCCAGAAUGAGAUAGUUAUGAGGCUAAAGGGAUUCAAAGUUGUCUUACACAAAAGGACACAGACUGGAUUUCUCCCCACCUGCGCCCUUUCCAGGUUCCCUUCCCCCAGAGGUCCCCACCCCAUCCUCCUUCAGCCUGGUUCCUGAGUUGCCAUUUCGGGGGCUGGGCGCCAGGCCAGCUGGGAACAAUGGCCAAUGGAACUGGAGCUGCCAACUGCAACACCAGCUCAGACUGCCCCCCCAAGACCCCUAAAUUGCCUUCCCCCUCCUGCCUGGGAACCACCCCCCACAACCACCCUCACCACCCCCUCCCAUCCAAGGAACAUCAAUGCCCCUUUCAUCCCCACUUGGCAGGGUCUAUUGGAAAGGAGGGGCCAAGAGGAAGGAGGUGACCCAGAGUAGAUCCCGACUAAUCAAAUCCAGCUUUUAACAACCCCAAACCUAAAGGAUUCCCUCUAGACCCCCCAAUUUGGGGCACCCAAGUUUUCCUCCAUUCCCUUCCCCACUCCCUUCAUAACCAUUUACCCAGAAACUGACACAGAAGCUGGGCACCCCUGGCUCCUUGCCUAGUUCCCUCUCUCCUCUGGAUGCCAGUUUAACACUCUCCUGGACAAGGAAAAGCCUGCUGGAAUUGGGACUGUAGAUAAAAAUGCAUAGGACAGAAGAGAGCUCUCCCAGCCCAGCUGGAACUGGGGGAGAAAAGAGAACCUACAGUGAGAAAUUCUGCCUGCCACCUCCUCUGAUGUAUCUAAAGGCAGAUCUCAGCCUGGUCCAGUGUCAGUGGCCCAACAAGAACAUUUUCCCUAACUUCCUUCUCUUGGACCAAGAAGCAGCUUCAAACUAUACCUUCCAGUUGGCAACAAUAAGGACCUGCUCUGAGCAAGCCACUGUAUAGAUGGAAUUCAAAGAAGUGUGAGUCUAGUCAUACCUCUCUAGAGCUUAGGAUCCAGUAGUUGAGAGAAGAUACAAAGAUAGAAAACGUUCAGAAUGAUGUAAUAAUAUAAGAUUAAUUGUUUACACAAAAAGUCCUAUAGGAAGAGUUUCCCAUCCUUUUCAAGUGGGAGAUCAGAGACUUCCAUUCCCAAAUGAUGAUUUUAAAAUCCCCUGAUGGAGACCAACUGUGAAUUCAGCAAAUACUUUCAGUCUCCUCAGCCAGCCGGCUCCCACGGAUCUGCACGCACUUACCUACAGAGGCUGGUUAGGGUCAGACACCAUCCGGGCACUCUCAGUCCUCCCCCCUCCCUCACCCCCAAGCCUCCCCCCUUACUGUCCUCCCCCACCUCCUGUUGACCAUGGCAUCAGAAGCAGAAAGAACGUUCCAGCGGUUUGCUGUCUUUGGAGAAUCAUCAAGCAGUGGCACUGAAAUGAACAACAAGAACUUCUCCAAGCUGUGCAAAGACUGUGGCAUCAUGGAUGGCAAGACGGUCACCUCCACUGACGUGGACAUCGUUUUCAGCAAAGUCAAGGCCAAGAAUGCCCGAACCAUCACAUUCCAACAGUUCCAGGAAGCAAUGAAGGAACUGGGCCAGAAGCGAUUCAAGGGGAAAAGCCCGGAUGAAGCCCUGGAGAACAUUUAUAAGCUCAUGGAGGGCAAGGACCCAGCUACCACUGGUGUUACUAAAGCAACAACAGUGGGCGGGGUGAGCCGGCUGACGGACACCAGCAAGUACACCGGUACCCACAAGGAGCGCUUUGACGAGAGUGGCAAGGGGAAAGGCAUCGCGGGACGGGAAGACGUGACUGACAACUCAGGCUACGAUCUCCCUUCUCUUGGACACAACACACUCUCCAACCACAAGAGGACUCUCCAUCUCAUAGGGCAGAAGACCUCCGUGGCGUGGCCCGCACCAUGUCUCCAACUGCAUCUCCAUCCCUGCCUGCUUCCACCACAUCUUGUUCAUCUUAUCUACUCUACCCAGAAUGCUGCUCUCUCCUCCCACUCUCACCCCCACCCUCAGUUCUUUUGAGCCAGUUCAUGUGGAGAUCAACCCAGAGGUCAUGUUUAAGAAGCCUCUGUCUGGAGCAUCUCCUUAGGGAAGUGUGCACAGCUAGACAGGUGAGGGGAAAGCCCACACAGGCAGGUGGUUCAUCUGUAUCCUUCAGGCUGGUCUAUCAGCCAACACCCUGUGGGAGCCCAUGCAGGGUGGUGCCAGAGCCUGGCUGACUCAAGUCUUUGUUUUGAGGAAGCUAGCAUUAUGUGGCCCCAGUCUCAGAGCAUGCCAUCUCUUCCUUAUUUGCUCAAGGCUGCAACUUCCCUUGGAAGAGAAAGGGGGCUUUUCGUGCCUCUUUGUCUUCCACUUCCUUCAUUUGCUACUCUCCCUUCAUCACUGACCUCCACUUGCACAAUUACAGAAAUGGAACAACACAUCAUAAAAAGUUUGGGAUAUGAUCUCAGGUUAACCUACUGAGCUU